GCAGAUAGGAAGAUAUUCAUCCAGCAGCUCGAAGAUCAUGGAUGUUACCUGCAACAAACAAUCAAAAUUGACACAUCAUUGUCCCAUGAUGAUGUCACCACCCAUCUUCAUUCUUGGUUCCCCAAAGUCUUUGAACAUUUUGAUGCACAUCGUGAGCAGGCUAAUACUGCUUCCCAGACUCAACCUGACUGGCAACUUCUUGUUCUGAAUAAUGGGAAACUUGAGCUCUCCACAGCCAUCUGCCCAAAUGGUAUUGUUCUUGCUCAUUUCAAGGGACGUCAGAAGGCAAGUAUAGCUGAUAGUAACUUG
Pisolithus orientalis is the source of this 309-nucleotide messenger RNA. RefSeq lists its product as uncharacterized. The record is from RefSeq and is a predicted model, not a curated record. The transcript has a single exon. The annotation marks the transcript as partial. NCBI's taxonomy places the organism in Eukaryota, Fungi, Basidiomycota, Agaricomycetes, Boletales, Pisolithaceae.